This is a messenger RNA of Thamnophis sirtalis, 1141 nucleotides long. It is a transcript of the gene RGS1, whose product is annotated as regulator of G protein signaling 1. The record is from RefSeq and is a predicted model, not a curated record. NCBI's taxonomy places the organism in Eukaryota, Metazoa, Chordata, Lepidosauria, Squamata, Natricidae.
UCUCACAAAGCAGGUGAUAUGAGUCAGUGUAUAAAGCCAUCAGCUUUGCAAGAGGUUAGAUCUUUAGAUGUUACGACUGCAGAAGCAUUGCAACCUAAAACGAGACAACUAAAAAUGCCUUGGCUGUUUAUGUGGCACACCGCUUCAGAUGAAAUCAAGACACAUGAGAAUGCAGGCAGCAAAAAUCACCGAAAGAAGACAAAGGCUUUGGGCGUGGAAGCCAAAAAAUAUUUCAUGGGUCUUGUGCCGCCUGCUGAAUCAGCUGACAUGAAAUACUCCAGCUCAAGAGAUGUAAUGCUUUCUGCAAAAGAGGUGAUCCAGUGGUCCCAGUCCCUAGAAAAGCUUCUCGCAACCCAGCGUGGUCAAGAGGCAUUCAGAGAAUUUUUGAAAUCAGAAUUCAGUGAUGAAAACAUUGAGUUUUGGUUGGCAUGUGAAGACUACAGGAAAACACAGGCUGAUUGUUUACAUGGCAAAGCAGAAAAGAUUUACCAAGAGUUUGUCAAGUCAGAUGCCAGAAAACAAAUCAACAUUGACUUUCCCAUAAGAAAAUCUGUAGCUAAGAAAGUUCAAGAUCCCACACCUUCAAGUUUUGAUGAGGCUCAGAGACUUAUAUAUGUAUUGAUGGAGAGAGACUCUUAUCCAAGAUUCCUUAAAUCUCAACAUUAUCAUAACCUUCUAAACAAGGUUCAAAGCAACCGGGUCAAGUGAAAACUGAGGAUCAGCUUUGAAGCUUCAAGAGUUGCUGUGCUUCAGUACACUAAGUGGGACUGUUGGAACUAAGAUGGCAAGGAAAUGAUGGAACUCUUCAAACAAGAGAUGCAAUCUAUCAAGUUGAAGUGUCUGGAACACCCUUUAUAAGGAGAAAGGAGAAAGAAGGCAAAGAGACAAUUCUGCCUUGAAACUUGUCAGCUAAGGUUCACUUUAAACAGACUUCUAAUAUUCUUUCAAGUGACACUUAUCAAAUGUUGUGAACAGAAAAGUUUUGAAAAGUUAAUUGCACAGCUAUCAAGACAAAUUUUAGGCUGUUUACACUGUGUGCAUUAUUCCCUUCUUAAGCAUUUGAUGUGGUAGAGCUAGAUGUACGACCAGAUUCCCUUGAAAGGUAUGGCUUGUGAGGUGUAAGGAGUAUAAUGAAUGGAAA